This is a messenger RNA of Branchiostoma belcheri (Belcher's lancelet), 6027 nucleotides long. RefSeq names its product androglobin-like. The record is from RefSeq and is a predicted model, not a curated record. Gene Ontology annotation, biological process: proteolysis. Bases 112 to 5589 code for a protein of 1825 amino acids. Lineage: Eukaryota; Metazoa; Chordata; Leptocardii; Amphioxiformes; Branchiostomatidae. Gene Ontology annotation, molecular function: heme binding; calcium-dependent cysteine-type endopeptidase activity; protein binding. The transcript has 38 exons.
CGCCUCUACCCCCACCCCCCGGGAGCAGACCCCCGACAGGAGCAACUCGACCCCCCCUGUCAGCAGACUGCGGGCCGGAGCGGGGGGUUCCGCGCCCUGGCGAGGGGGAUCAUGAAGAUGCAGUCCCUAGCCUCCGGCACGGCGGCGCUACGGCUGGCUACUAGGAGGGACUCGGUGGAAUCAACCAAGUCUUCUGUCGCGAGUUCUAAAACUUCGCAUCACACGUCACAUCGGCAUCAUGGACACCAUGGGCAUCACGGACACCAUGGACAUCAUCACGGACACAGGAGAGGCAAACGGCAUCAUUCGUCAUCCGAAGCUGCAUCGGUGGCCGGCAGCGUGCUUGGUUCAGACACCAAGAAGGGGAAACUGCCGCUGUGGCCUGAGUGGAACGACAAUGAUGUCAACUCUGAGAAAUGGGAUGCCUCGCACAAGGGCAAAGACAAGGAGAAGGGCAAGAGCCCAAGUCUGCAUUUCUUUGAGGACCCCGAGGGAAAAGUGGACCUGCCCAUUUCAUUACGGGACAGAGUCAAGGAGUGGAAGAGACCAUUUGAGUUGGUGGGGGAGGGAAAGCCUGCUACAGUGGUAGAAAAAGAGGAUGGCUUUGACCUGGUGGCCAACAGUGCACAUUUACAUGACAGUGAGCUGAUGCGUUGGAUCAUCAGCCAGAUCAUGGCGCUGUGGAAAAUGACGGAGAAUAAGACUCCGCCGACCGACGCGGGGAGCCGUGCGGACCCCAACGUUCCGGACGGGCGCUCAUGGCGACCGUGGGACCACAUCUACUCCCUCUGUAAGGCUGGGAAGGGACCACAUCAGCCACUGUACAACGCACACGGGAAAUAUGUCAUCAAACUCUACUGGAUGGGCUGCUGGCGUAAGCUGAUCGUUGACGACACGUUACCGUUUGACGGGGAGGGAAACAUGCUGCUGCCGUCCACCACCAUUCUGGGCGAGCUGUGGCCAAUGUUACUCACCAAGGCUAUCGUCAAGAUUGUCUCACUAGACUACAAUGGAGGGCUGCAGUCCUGUGAGUUUGGUGAGGCCAGUAUCAUCCACUGUCUGACAGGCUGGCUGCCUGAAACCAUCCCACUACAAUAUGGCCACCAGGACAAGGUGUGGUUGUUGCUGAAGGAUGUUCUCCCAGAGUUCACCCUCCCGGAGCCGCCGCCCCCUGCGGAGCCGGCAGGACAGCAGCCCGACCUGGGCACCAGUGCCGCGUCCGUGGACACCGCCAUCGCGCCCAGCCGGAAAGCCGAGACACGGCAGGAGUCGGAGGCUCUGUCCAGGGUGGACAGUGUGAGGAAGGAUGAUCCAAAGAGUGGGCAGACUAGCAAAGCCGAGAAAGGAGAGAAGGGUGGGAAAGAACAAAAGGAAGACAAGAAAAAGAAAGAAGGUGAAGGGAAGGAUCGGGAGAAAAGUAAGUCAGCGGGUCGGUCGCAUUCUGCAGUUCACUCCGCCAAAGCCACUGAUGCGGACAAUGCGGCUGCACAGGCGUCAGGCCCAGUAGUGCCUGAGAAACCAGAGAUUCUGGUGUUUGUGACCUACACCCACCCACCCAAGGUGCCCAGAGUCUCCGCACUGGGAGAAAUGGCGGAUGCGUCGGAGAAACUUCGGCAGUCGGGCCUGUCCCACAUCCACCCCCACCCCCUGCUGCUGACCCAGACCCGCUCCUGCCCCCUGGUCGCACCCCCUCCCCCCGUCGUCGUCCCCCGCUGGAAAACCAUCCGGCAGAAGAAGAAGAAAUCCCUGCCAACAGAUGAGCCUCAAGAGCCACAAGAGAAGAAGCCAGAGCAGUUCAUUGAAGUGUGUUCCCCGUACAUCAACUACAAAGUCAGCCCCAUUCCCAUCCCCAGUGAUACCCACCGUCCCAAGUCCAUGUUACGGAGAGGAGACACCCGUCCCAGCACUGCCAGCAUGCCUGAGGUGAAUGAGGAUGAGGAAAAUGCUCCAGAAAAACCCAGCGGUCUGGAACAGAACGUAGUGAAGGAACAGGAACCACCUCCUAAACCUGAACCCGAACCAGAGAAGCCUGCCCCAACACCAGCCAAAACUGAAGCUCCACCAGCAGAGAAGAAGGGAGGGAAAGAGAAGGAAAAGGAGAAAAGGCCACUGAGUCGUGCCUCAAGUAACCUGAACAAGGAAGAGGAAAAAAGUCGGAAGGGAAGCGCGUCCACCUCCAAGUCUAAGGAAGCUGAGAAGGACAAAGCCUUGAGUGCCAGCUCAGGGAGCAAGGGGGCCAAAACUAAAGAUGAGAAGACAGAGGACACCACAGUGUUUGACUCAGAGGCUGCUAACGGUGACACAGCAGAGGGAGAGGGGGAGGACAGCCCACCGGUGGAGGAGUCACCGGCUCAGGACCAGCCUCCGCCUCUCAAGGAAGCCUGGAUGGACUUUGAAGACUUCUGCAAAUGCUUCAAGACGUUAUACCUGUUCCACAAGCCCAACACCUACCUGUGUAACCGUACGGUAACCGACAUCAAGGUGGGUCAAGGGUCAGAUCUAAAGAGAGAGCCCUCUCCCACCAAGAAGUCUGGGUUGCAGACUCCUGCGGCUGCCCAACAGUCGACUAUGGCUGCCAACACUCCUAAGGGUGGGGCUAGCCCGGCUCCGCAGCACUCUGUGGUGCAGUUGAUUGAGGAUCAGACUCCAUACUACCUGUUUGUGGACAACCUGCAGCCCACAGAGAUCGUGGUCAGUUUCUCCUCCCUGUCCUUCUGGCGCGAGCAGCCCACCCCUGACCGAUCCUCCCUCACCAACAUCAAGGAGAAGGAUGAGAAGAAAGCUGACGACAGCACGACCGCGAGCAUCGCCGAGGGCGCCAGCACGGGCUCCGUGAACAAGGAGCAGCGUAUCGUUCCGCCGGGUCUGCUGGUGGCAGAGCCAUACUCGUGGAAGAGUCUGGUUACCGGGCAACCGGUGCUGCGGAUACGGUCAACAGCCACACGGGCAGCAGUGCUCACUCUUCCUGAAGGACGCCAUGUCCUGCGGUUUAUAGUGUCUGCUCCUCUGGGUUUCCACAUCCACCUGUGCUCCACGGUUCAGUUUGUGUUUGGGGAGGAGGAACAGGUCAUGCCACACCUCACCAAGGAGAGCUGCAGGUUUGUUGACCAGGCUGUUUCCUUGAUGCAAGCUCUGGGAAGCAUCAUCCACUGCUUCAAUGACCCGGUGGGCCUGGAUGAGGCCAGGAAAAGCCUGGUGAAGGCACACUGUCCCUACCAACCAGACAACGUGGCUGCUAGUCUCCAGCACUUCCAGUUGUUUUACCAGGCCCUGUACGCUGCUUUCCGGACUGCCCUGGAAGGUCAGGUGACUCCGGAGAUCAGCUUUGCGUUCCGAGCGAUGAACAUGGACGCUGCCACGCGGGACAUCCUGGGGCCUGCUCAGGCUAGGACAGAGGGUGCUAAGGAUGUGCCUGAGGCCUGGAACAACAGGGAGCCAACUUUGGAAGAACAUGAUGCUGUGACAAAGAUCCAGUGUCACUGGAGGGGAACAUAUGUGCGCAAACUCAAGAAGGCACAGACUCCUGGUACUGAUGAGAACUCCAAGGCCAGAGAAGAGCUACAGAAAGCUUGGGCUAUCCUGGAACCCAACCUGGAGACCAUCGGACUCACUCUGCUCAAGGACAUGUUUAAGCAGGACCCUGAGCUGAUGACCCGCUAUCCGUUCCACCAGGACGAAUGGAACAAAAUCUCCUACGCCGACUAUCACGGCACCUUUGCAGACCAACCUGCCAACACCUGGUUUGUUGUCUUCAGAGAUGUAUUUUAUGUGGAGGAAGAGUCGUUGGUAGUGCCCAAACUGUACACCCCUGUAACAACGUGUAUGCUGAGGGUGGUGAAUAACGACACACGAGAGGAUGUGCCCAGGGUCUUCCAGCGUGUUGCUCCACAUGUCUACAAGAAGAACAAGACUGGCUACACUUUUGUCGCAGAGGCAAGGGCAGGAGACCUACCGUUGCCUGGCAACAAGUGGCGGAUGCGUCUGAUUGGCUCAUCCAGCCCACUGCCUGCACCGGUGAAGGAGACUCUGACAACAAACUUCGCAGUAAAAGAACUGAGGGACUACUACAUGCCAAAUAAGGACUGCAUCAUGUUCAGGUAUGCAGUGAAAGUGACAGCAGAUCACCUGGUGACCUUGCAGCUGUCGACCUCCAAACCUGACGUGUACAUCCAGCUGCAGGUGCUGGACCACGAGGAGGAGGUCGUGUCAACCCAGGGCAAAGGUCACGCCGUCAUCCCCGCCUUCGUGUUCCAGAAGGACUGGCAGCCGGAGGACAGGCCAAGCAGUCGGCAAUCCCAGACAGCAGCUCCAUCUGGCCCCAUGAAGAAGGCCACCAGUAAGGAGAGUGUGGCGGCAGACAAGAAGAAACGCACCAGCUCAGCUGGCAGCCGAUCUUCACGUGGCAGCCGACAUGCCUCCCCAGUACGGAGUGAUGAUGAUACUGAAGCAAGUAGAAAGCCACACAAGUACAUUCUGCAGGCAGUGGUCCUGAGGAAAAGCUGGCCUCUCUCCACCAGUCAGUGGGCCUUUGUCAACCAGCUGAAGGAACUGGAGAAAACAGAACUCAAAAAACCUGCCGAGUUGGAGUCAGCGGUCAGGUCAGAGGUCAGGUCGGCAUGUAGGUCUGCCUCCAGCAGAGAUGCUGUCCCAGGGAAGGACAGAUCCGUGUCUCCUCCCCGCAGUGAGAAGUCGGCCAUCAGUAAGGCAGGAGGGGGGAAGAAGGGGAAGGAUAAGGACAAGGGGAAGGGGGACAAGGGCGAGAAGGCUGCUUCAAGACCUCCGUCUGUGCAAUUUGACACUACCAAGCCAUACUGGAUGUUGAGGCUUGUGAGUGAUGGCACUGCUGCUGAGGAGCUGGAAGUGAAGAAGGACACGGAACGCCAGGAGGAGAUCAAAGCCAUGAAGCAGGCGUGGGAGGCAGCCGAGCCCGGGCGCGCCGUCAAAGCCAUGCAGUCCCGGCUCCAGUUCCUCAACAAGCGCAGGAAAACGGGAAUGCCAGACAAGGAGAAUGUGUUGGAGGAGGAUACAGCAGGGAGUGUGAUCACGACUGAUGGGGCCAGUGAAGUAACAGCCCAGUCACGUGCAACCCCAGCCCCCUCGGAGAUUGACCAGCCUGUUGUCAGUGAAGUUUUCUCUGUUGAGCCACCAAGACCGCCAACACCAAAGGAUGCCGUUCCACCCGUGGACAGGACGCCAUUCAUUAAGAAAGCGACAGGACCGCCCAAGUUGAUAGAUGAGGAGGAGAUGGUACGGAGGCAGCAGGAGAGGAUGGAGGAGAUCAGGAAGUUCAGGGCGUUCCGUGAAGACGUCUUGGAGCGACGGGAGGCUGACAGGCUGGAGAGGAACCGGCUCAAGGAGAGGCAGCUGCAGGAGUGCGAGGAGAUGCAGGCUGCCUUGGACCGAGCUCGUAACGCCAUUAACACCCCACGGGAAGCCUACAGGCAGAAGUUCCUGGAAGUGGAGAGGAGAAAGCGGGAGGCAGAGGAAGCUGCAGAAGCAGCCAAGAUGGCUGAGAUGGAGAAAUCUCCAUCCCCGAAGGGCAAGGGGAGCGAGAAGGGGAAGAGUGCUGGGAAAAAGGGGAAGAAAUGAUCAAUGUAAAUCUUUACUCUGUGCACAAAUUCUGCUUUAGUUUUAUUCAGAGCACAACUUUAUGUAUGUUCAAUUCAGCACUGAAUUCUUCUGUAUAUAUUUUCUGACAUGAUUAGCUGGUUUAGAAACAGCUAGUUCAAUAGACUGCUAUCACCUAACCAACAUCCCAACAUUGUACAUUUUAAAAUAAAACAGGCUAAAAGUGACAUUUUGUUUUACAGCUAUGAGUGCUGUAGUGGCUGGAAAAUAUGUAUUCCCUGGUUGAUGGUUGUACAAUAAUUGAAUAUUUUAUAAAUUGUUCAAAAUCUCUAAAUGUAAUUUUCUCAGUGUACGAAAUGUAUGAAUAUGGUGUAAACUACUUCAAAUUCAUGAAGAAAUAUGACUGUAUAUUUUUUACCGGUGUGUCCUUUCCCAACUUUUUUGCACAUGAGUGUCAUU